This is a messenger RNA of Cyclocybe aegerita, 1479 nucleotides long. The record is from the annotation of a GenBank genome assembly. Lineage: Eukaryota; Fungi; Basidiomycota; Agaricomycetes; Agaricales; Hemipholiotaceae.
AUGCUCCUCUUGACGCUGCUCAUUACUCGUUCGUAUGCCCUACCACUCAACCCAGAGCAUCUCUCUCUAUCACGGCGAGAGACCAGUCAUAUUUCUGACAGGAGCAUAUGGGACAUCAUCUGGAGCUGUUUCGCGACAAUCUUCGCUUGCACAUGGAUCGCUGUCCAUCCCAAUAUUCCUGGCGCGAAGGACAGUCUGUGGCGGGUCUUCGGGCGGCGGCUGGCGAUCAUGAUGUACCUCCUGAUUGCGCCGGAGAUGGUGAUUCUAUGGGCGGCCCGCCAACAUUUCGCUGCCGUAAGGAUUGGGAAACAGUUCCGAGAACAGGGAUGGACGACGACACACGCUUUCUUCCUCACCAUGGGUGGAUUCGAACUGCACGACGACAAGACCUUCCUUCGCGUCUUGGAGGUCACAGAUUUCACGAAUCUUUAUGAACAAGGACGAAUCGAAUGGCCCACGAUCACGGUCGAGCAGAUCGAGGAUAGAAGCAAGGCCGAUUUUUUCUCGAAAGGGGUUGUCAUUCUACAAACGACGUGGUUCGUUGUCCAGAUCAUAGGUCGCGGAGCAAACAGGCUAGCUCUUACCGAGCUCGAGGUGGUUACGUUGGCGUUCGGCAUCCUAAGCGGGGUCAUCUACUGGCUCUGGUGGAAUAAACCGAUGGAUGUGCGGUGUCCAGUACCAAUCUAUUUGAAAGACGAGAAAAAGGAAAGAACGUCGCCAACCCCAGAAGAACCGUCAGAUACGUCCGGGCCGCCUGAGAUAUCCAUGGUCGGUGUUAUCACACCUGGGGAUGUCAGUGGAGACGUGUCCGGGCGUGAAGACGACAAGAGGCCGUCCUCCGUCAUCGCUUCGAGCAAACCGGACUCUCGUGGGCGAUCACCUUCACUCCAAAAUGUGCAGACCCCAUCCAAGUUUCACCUGUUGUGCUCAUACAUUUCCGAAAAGCGCCGGGAACGCGGCACAUUCUACGGACUCGUCCACGUUUUCGUAACGCGACCUCUUCUCAUUUUCUUCGGUCCUAUGAGCGACAUGCUCUCACUAGAUACCCUUCAGGGAGAUCACAGCCGGGUCCCAACAUUCUAUGCUCCCAAGGAUGAGGCAGAUGAAGAUACGGGCUCCAGCGGCGUGGUUGCCAUAUCAGCUGCGAUUUUAUUCGGAGCCAUUCAUUUCGUUGCGUGGUCCGCAUCGUUCCCCACCCUAGCAGAGAAGUGGCUUUGGCGCGUCAAUGCUAUUCUUAUCUGCACGCUGCCUAUUUUGAUGCCAUUCCUUGGCACCUUGUUGAACACGAAGAAACAAGACGAGAUGUCAUUCUGGGAGAGGAUAGUUGAUGAUUUUAUCACAGCGGUACUCGGGCUCCUUCUGGGCGCUUAUAUAGCCUCUCGAGUUUGUCUCCUUGUUCAACCCCUUGUUACGUUUAGGUCAUUAUCUCCUUCUGCAUACGAAGAUUUGGACUGGACUAGCUACCUUCCUCACGUAUAA